CACAUAAUCGAAGCGCCUCCGCUCUGACGGGGUACGAUGAGUACUGAUAACCAUGAUCAAACGAAGCCCUGCGUCAGCAAACCACCCGCAAGAAUCGAGCUUAAUGCCGACGAAAGCGCGUUCGACGGCAGGCGAAUUAAGAAGGAACGAACUGACGUUUCCCUUGAGAAUGGUGACGGUAGCAUCAACGCCGGCAUUAAUGAUACUAACAAGCAACUACAGUCGAGUCAGCGACCGGCUGCCGGCAGAUUUUCAAACGGCUUCCACGACGACGACCUACUUCAGGAUAUCAUCGCGGCCAAGUUCACGGCUCUGGCAAAUCAUGGCACAACCACCAAGUACGACAAAAUUCGGCUCAUGAUCGAAGAUAGCAUCAGUGAAGAAUCAAAAACACGUAUUCAAGAAAUCUUCUCACAAAUUGAACAACUGAAAAUAGAAGAAAAAUUAUUGUUGUACCUGAAACUUCCACUAUCAUUGACUAAUACUGGAGGAACUGUUGAUCCUUUGAGACAACCAUUAAAUCCAUUAGGAAAUCGUUAUGAAAUUCAUCAAACUAUCAUGUGGAUUAAAACACAUUUAGAAGAAGAUCCAGAUGUUUCUUUACCAAAACAAGAAGUUUAUGAUGAAUAUAAUAUGUAUUGUAUGCGAAAUUCUAUGAAACCCUUAUCAACUGCUGAUUUCGGUAAAGUUAUGAAACAAGUAUAUCCAAGAGUUCGACCACGUAGACUAGGCACACGAGGCAAUUCACGUUACUGUUAUGCUGGAAUGCGCAAGAGAGUUAAAUUGGAUCCUCCAACAUUGCCUAAUAUAUCUGGCACUCAGACUGGUGAUGAAGUAGAUGAAAAUAUUACUGAAGAAAUGUUGGGAGCUGCAUCUACAUUGAUCAGAGAAUGGGCAGAAAGCCUCCUUGGUUUGAAAUUUCCAACUUUGAGUGCCUUAGCACGUCAUCUUGUUGAUAAUCUGUGUGUUGAUACUCGAUCUCUAUCUGCUGUGUGCAUAUUAUGUGCUUCAGGAAAUUCGAAUACAUCGACAAAUAAAGAGACAAAUACAGAUAUACGUGCAACACCUAUUAGUGGAAAAUCUGGGAAGCUUAGAGAAGCACAAUUACAGUUGCAACGAAAGCUACAACAGCGAGAACAUAUAAGGGAUCAAAAACACCGUCAUCUUGAUACUGUUAUACAGAACCAGAACAAAGAGAAGACUGUCGAUAAUAAAACGGGGGCAAAUAAGGGAAAUAAGAAAACUAAAUCCAAUCAGUCAUCUCAAGGUACAAAUGUAUCGAGUGGGCAGCAGAAUGCAUUAACGAAAUUGAGUUCAUCUGCUGUAGUAACCAAUCGGCAGAAGAAAGUUUUUAAAGCUACUAGUAGUCAGCCAUGUAACAUCUCCCUGGAAUCCAACUGUGAUAAUAUAGUGGUACAAUCGAUUGAAGACAUACAGAAUAAUAGCAACCCUAGUGUAGUAAUGACCAACUGCGUAAAUACACAGCGAGAUAUCAAACCCAAAAAUUCCAGAAAGCGUGCCAAUCCAAUUGUAUUGAAUCAACCAUCAGAGACAAGUCCUGAGAAGCAGACAAAACUUACAGAACAGCAAAUACAAGAGAAUGUAGAGCAUUCCAAUGUGUUGUUGCCUAAGCUUACAUCUAUACAACGUCCCGGGAAAAUUUCGGUGAUACUAGCUAGUAAUCUGAAGCCUACCAAGUGCAAAACAAACGAGGCUGUUAACAAUCAGCCUACCAAAAACUGUGAUAAUGAAUCAUCAACAUGUUCCAAAAGUUGCAUUAAAGUAAAUGGUUGUCCCAACACUUUUGAGUCUAGUUCAAAUGCAAUAGAGGAAUCUACAGUUUUAACUAAAGACCAGAUUCUAUUAUUGCAAGAGAAUUCAAAUCUUGCAGGUAAAACUGAGAAACUUGGCUCUAUUGAUUCGGAUGCUUUAGAUGAUUAUUUGAAUGGAGGUAACAACUCUCAAGAACAAGAGGAGGAAUUAUUACAGUAUUUUCAACAAAGCAAUUCAUCAAGUUCAGAUGUGGAAGCAAAUACCAUUGCUAUUGAUGAACAAAUAUCAAGAUCUGAUAAAGUUUCACAGCUAAGAUUAAUAUUACAACAGAAUUUGAAAGGAGGGACUGUACAUGCACCUGUUGAUGUAUUACCUGCUGCUAUCAUUAGGCAAAAUGUUGAAAAACGUGAAAUCACUCAAAAGCACAAUUUGAUAUUACCAACUUUACUAAACCAUUCGAACCAAAAUAAUACCAGACGCAGAGUCAGUUUUGAAACGAAUGUUGUAGAACAUGUUCAAGACUCGAAUGUUAUUACUAAUACAGUUCCACAGAGCCCAAAUACACGACGUCGAAUAUUUAAUUUUACGCCAAUAUCGCCUGGCCCACAUUCACCUAUUAAUGGUCGCGCUUCCAAAUCUAAUUCUGCAAACGCUAGCCCAUUCGUUUCACCACGAAAUACACCUGUGCCACGGUCGAGAAGCAAUUUACAAGCAAGUAGUUCCAGAGCUCGUACUCACAAAUCCUUAUCGCGUUCAAUAUCUUGCAGUAUGCCUUAUACUAGCAAGAAUGAUACUUUUGUUGUUCCCACAAGUGGUCCGGAAUUAGUUAGACAAGCGUCAUCUACACCACAGUUACCGUUGAUUUCUACCAAGUCGUCGGAAGUGCAGGUGGAUAGUAAUACAACGCAAAUUUCAGUUACACCAAAAAGAGAAGGACAAGGAUCACAGUGUGCUGCAUUUUUAUCUUCUGAUUUAGCACCGCAAAAACAAUUACUCAUUAAUUAUCCAAGUCAGGAAAAUUUACAAGAAAUUAAAAACGUUUAUCAAAAAAGUCAACCUGAUCAGGAAAUUAGCGAAUUGUUUCAUAACAAUAAACAAUUUACCAGUGAACUUUAUAGGUCGCAAUCAGUUCCAUUACAUAGAAUGGUUAAUCCUGCAUUGAUGUCACCUAUUUCAACGCAACAUUGCUUAUCAUCCUUUCAAAGCCAGAGUUUUAAUCCAUCUACAAGCAGUUCCAUAGCGCCUACGCCAGUACCUAGUGAGUUCAAUGAUUUUGGAUCAAUGGGUCAACCAGAAGGACCUUCAACAUAUUUACUUGAUGACGUUGAUCCAAAUUUUAUAUCAGAUGACCAAAAUUUCUUAAUGGGUGACAAAGAAAUUACACCUGAAAACAUAACGAAUAUAUUAAACAUUUUGGAUGAAGAAGGAACUCAAAGCUUGCAAAUUUUACCGGAACAACCUGCAGAAGAAGGCUUGAUAGAAAACAAUUCAAUAGUGUUGGAUGCUUUACCAAAUUCAAAUUUAAACUUGUCAGAAGAGGAUAUGUUGGAUCCAUCAAAUGUACUUGAUAUUCCAGUAGGUGGAGCAUUACAGAAAAUAAUACAGUCACGCUCCUAUCCUAAUACACCAUUACCUGUGCCAGUAUCAACAUAUACGCCAUCUUACACAGAAGAUAGUAAUGGAUCUAGAUCAUAUCCUUCGACACCACUACAUACAAUUCAAUCGCAAGAAACGUAUCAGGAUACUAACGAACCGAUGCUCUCAAGUCCUACUCUGAAUUCUUUAAACUUGCACAAUGAAACUGUUAACGAGUCUACUUCUAGCAGUUUAUGUAGGAAUGUUGUGGAUUUGCUUGAAGCCAAUUUCCUUGGAGAAGCUGAUACAGAAACAAAUGAUUUGGACCCACUUGGUAAUUUUGAUGGAUUACAAGAUGUUGAUUCACUGACACCUUUGUUUAAUGAAGUGACAGAGCCUAAUCGUUGAAAGCAUAUACAAAAGUAAUUCAUGGAUUUCUUGUGAUUUUGCAUAGUGAUCUACCAAAGGUUGGAAAAAUAAUUCUUAAAUUGUAUGUUCACAUGACUCCAUUUUAUAAUGAUAGUAAUUUGCAUAAAUAUUCCAUUUUAAUAUGCAAAACAUUAUAGUGACAGUAUAAAAGGAUUAACGAUUAAAUCCUAGUUCCUUGUGCUAAUAUCAAAUAAUACAUGUCACAGUGAUCACAUAAAGAUGCAUCAGUUUGAGUUUUUGUUGGAAUAAAGAAUUCUUUCUUGUUUUAUAUUUAUGAAUAUAAUUUACGUCAAUUUGUCAUUUUUUACCGUUUAUUGAGACAUUAAAUAAAUCUCUACUGCUUAGGUAAUACAUACAUGAUAACAAGAAUAUACCAGAAUUAAUGUCUUUAAUUUAUCUUCUCAAUUACAGUACUAACAUACAUUAUAAUGAGAGGAGCUCAUGAUAGAAAAUUCAAAUAUAAAAAAGAUGUCUUUAAAAGAGUUGAAUACUAUAUUGACUAUUGAAUUGAACAUAAUUUUGACGCAGUUAUAAGUAUUCAUAAUUCAAUUCAAUAUAAAAGAGCAGAAUGAGUGACUGCCAAUGGUAUUUUUUUUAUACUUGUAUUUCUUAUUUUUUAAAGUAAGUAAAGCGAGAAAGAAAUCACUGUGAUGCAAAUAUAAUCUUCGAACAUUA
Bombus impatiens (common eastern bumble bee) is the source of this 4452-nucleotide messenger RNA. Its product is annotated as DNA-binding protein RFX7. Lineage: Eukaryota; Metazoa; Arthropoda; Insecta; Hymenoptera; Apidae. Bases 37 to 3756 code for a protein of 1239 amino acids. Gene Ontology annotation, molecular function: RNA polymerase II cis-regulatory region sequence-specific DNA binding; DNA-binding transcription factor activity, RNA polymerase II-specific. Gene Ontology annotation, biological process: regulation of transcription by RNA polymerase II. The transcript has 6 exons. The record is from RefSeq and is a predicted model, not a curated record.